Lactuca saligna is the source of this 486-nucleotide messenger RNA. The record is from the annotation of a GenBank genome assembly. NCBI's taxonomy places the organism in Eukaryota, Viridiplantae, Streptophyta, Magnoliopsida, Asterales, Asteraceae.
AUGGAUACUAAUUCUCUCCUCCAUCCUCAUCUAAAAAGCAACAUUCUUCCUUCUUCUUUCUUCAACACAAUUUUCAUCUCCUCCCCAACAUCACAUUCUCUCAGCUCCCAGAUGAUCGCCAGAUCGAAAACCACUGCAUCAUGCUUGUUCUUUGUGCUUCUUUCAUUGUACAUCGUCAUGUCUCAUGAUUCCGAUCACACUGGAUCACGGCGGUCGUCAUUCCAGAUGUGGUCUAUGAUCGCAGGUGGUCUGUUGAUUGCAGGUUUGAUGGCAGUUAUGGUGAGAGCCACCAUCGUGACGUGGACCAUGGUGCUGGUUAUGAUGGCUUUUGCAGGGAAACGCCGCCGUGUACUGGCCGUGGAAGGGAGGAAGAUCACCGGAGAUGUUGCAAUGCAUUUGUUGAAAGUCAUGAUCAAAGAGAGAAGCAUUGUUGCUGUUGCUUGUGCUACAUUUUUGAGUUCCAUGGCCAUGGUUUGGGUUGCGUGA